Molecule: messenger RNA, 2231 nt
Organism: Gadus macrocephalus (Pacific cod)
Lineage: Eukaryota; Metazoa; Chordata; Actinopteri; Gadiformes; Gadidae
Exons: 7
Coding region: 488-1489 (333 amino acids)
Biological process (GO): positive regulation of ERK1 and ERK2 cascade; T cell activation; interleukin-15-mediated signaling pathway
Cellular component (GO): membrane raft; external side of plasma membrane
Molecular function (GO): protein tyrosine kinase binding; MHC class II protein binding
Source: RefSeq, a predicted model, not a curated record
UAUAUAUAUAUAUACAUUGUAUAAUUGUUUUGCUUAUUAUUUGCGUGCGUUGCAUACGAAAAAUGAACACAAAAGAUUACCAUGUGGGACAUUACAAUUGAAAGGAGUUUUAAUGGGAAAACACAAUUAUUUGUUAAGUUUUGGGAGAAUAACCAAAGGUUGAAAAAAUAUAACAAAUAUGCAAAUAUUGCAAAAUAGGAAAUAACUUUACUUAUAAAUGGAUGUACUCAAUCUAUAAAUAAAAAUGCAUUCCAAACCGUCAUUGAGAUAAUUUGUGUUGCUCUUUAUUCAGCGAUAUGACGUACUAAUAUACUAUGAGCAUAUUAGGGAAGUAACCCUGGGACCUAACAAAUAAGGAGGUAAUGCCAAGUCUGGGGUCAGAGAAUGUUGGCCAAUUCAGGAAGCUGUUUCUGUGUUGACUAAGACUACAUCUUACCGAACACGAAAGAAACAGGACUCUGUCUCGGUAAUAAAGCGUAGAAACAACAUGUUUGGUGUUUCUCUUUGUUCCAUCGGGCUGCUACUUAUUGCCCUCAUUCACACCGCUGUAACCAAAGACCACCUCGUAAUGGGGGGAGUGGGUCACACAGUUAUCCUGCCCUGCGUCUCUCCUUUGGAGGGAUCCUGCUCAGACAUACGAUGGGUUCAUAAAACGAAAAGUGGUGCAACCCGUGUCGCUAGUAUCCCCAGAAGAGAAGACGCAAACACUGGUAGAUUUAACAUUGUGUCUAAUUGUUCCUUACACAUCAACAACAUCACCGAAGUGGAUGUCGGAAGAUAUCGGUGCAGUAAAGAUUUUGGUGACUCGCAAUAUCUGUCUCUUAUCACUGUUUCCUCCCAGCUGAGGUCUCGAAUGUUCCCCAGAGCCAACAUUACCUUGAGCUGUAAUCUGGUCACGUUCGAGGGGUCUGGUUGGUGUUACAGCCCUCUGUAUCAAGGUAUGUCUCUCAAGUGGCAGGAUGAUAACCGACCGGACUACAUCCUCGCCGAACAGAGGAUCAGCAGAUGUGCUGUCCGGCUGAAUGUCAUCCUUCAGCGUGGCAGCCGCUUCAGCUGCCUGGCUUUGGUCAACCGCCAGGUCCAGAACAGGGUGGAGUUCCCCGUCCGUAUCAGAGUUGAGGGAAGAGGCCUUCCCAUGCCUAACUCAGAAAAUGACGAUCAAGGUCAUGAUGGGGGAUCCAAUGUAGCUGACGGGGACGGUGGCAACAAAGAGGUGAUCAUCUCUGUGGCAGUAGUGGGCUGUGCCAUGACAUUGGUGCUGGCUCUGAUCCUAAUGAAGAAAAAGAAGAAGAGAAAACCAAAUGACCAGCUUGUUGCCCGUACAGAGACUCCCCUGAAUGAUAAUACUGUAAUAAAUACUGAUGUGGCUGCCACUGCAGAGGAUGUCACCUACGCUGACGUAACGUUUACCGGCAUGGCGGACAGGAAGUGGGAGACAGAGAGUGAAGACACCGUUUAUGCUGGCAUACAACCCAUCGGUCGCGAAUAAUGUUUGAUUGGCAUUACCUGAUAACCCCAAACGGCCUAUGACAGGUCACUCAUACAAUAGCAUUGAUUACCCAGAGGGCAAAUUGAGUGCAUGUUUUCAUCAUAUCUUACGUUUUUAAAACUGCAUGUAAGAUGUGCUAUGGUCCCUGAUCAGUCCAUACCACUAUGAUACAACCCGGCCACUACAUCACAUUUCCUCUAAAAUAAUUUGUUUUAGGCAGGCCCGCCGCUCUCUAUACGCAGAGUACGCAGAGUGCGUAGGGCAGCAAGUACCUGGGGGGAGUACCAAAAAUUAAGGUAAAAAUAUAUAUAUGUUUUAUUACAUUAUUGAAUUACAAAAAUAUAUAAAUUAGUUAUGAAGAGGCCCACCGUAGUUUUUUCUUAAUUGUAUAACCUAUCACUCAAUUUCGGCAAAUUAGAUGUUUUUACCUAAUAUAUAAAAAGAGGCGCCCCCCCCCCCGCUCGCGUAGGGCACCGAAACGGCCAGCACCAGGCCCUGGUUUUAGGGUUCGGUUUUCCUUUAAAAUGACAGAUGGCUCACAGGAUUCAUGUACUUUUUGGGUGUAGCCUUUUGGAUUAGCCUCCAGCGGCAGCCUUUGGUGUGGCACGUCAGGUUUUUUUCAGUCUGCGCAUGAAUGUCCCAGUCCAGAUUUUCAUUUUCUCUUUUAUAUUUUUUAUAUAUAUGUGUGUAUAUAGAGAGAAAAAGUAGUAAUAUUCUGGGAAUAAAAGUCGUUAUUUGAGUG